AUGUCACGAUAUAUAUUAGCCCUCGUUCUGAUCACCUGUAUCUCAGCUGGGGCUAUACCGGUGCGAAAGACCCUAAACUUCAAUAUGUUCUUGCUAAAACCUCAACCGAGCGAGAUCGAUCGUUCUAUCCUUGCCACGGAGGGUUUAUCACGCUUUGGACCUGUCCUAGAAUACAUAGUACAACGAAUGCAAGGCUUAAUGUCAGUUAGACCACCGCCAGACUCCGGUUACUACAUAAAACCAGAGGUCUCCCUACCUGAUGCAGCGGAAAACGAAAUUGCAUCCAAGUCCGCGACGCCGGGAGCUCCGAAGGUCAUUGUGAGACCGUCGCAGACGAAACCAGGGACAUACGAUGUCAAAAUCGACCUUGUGGUAGAUGAAGAGCCAGAAAGACUUAGUUAA
Messenger RNA from Pieris macdunnoughi, 402 nucleotides. The record is from the annotation of a GenBank genome assembly. Lineage: Eukaryota; Metazoa; Arthropoda; Insecta; Lepidoptera; Pieridae.